AUUCUAUUUUCCAUUUUCCCACGCGAAUUGGUUUUCAGAUUUGAGGAGGAGGUUGAGAAAUUGGAUUUGGGAUCUCUUUUAUUUCUUUUUCACAACGAACUCCAAUAACAAUAGAGGGGGAGGAUGAGAAAUUUUAGAGAUUCAAAAUCACUCGCCUCUGUUAUUCUUCUUAAUAAUUCCUUAAUUUGUAACCAAAGCUUUGCUUAGCUUCCACGGUUUCCUCUUAUUGUACAUUAAGGCUUUCUCGAUAUUCGAUCUUCCCAGGAACGCUCUUCAGGGAGUUUAAGAAGGAUUUGAAGUAAAUUUGAAGCAGUAAUGUGGUUCAGUUACUUGAGGAAGAGGCUUCCUGGUGGGGACGCUGACAUUGAGAAUCAUGAAACAUCAGGUUUAAAUGAUUUAAAUGAACCUCUAUUGAAGUGUCGCAAUUAUGACGACAAACAUUCCGAGGGGCAUAGGUCAAAGGAAAUAACGGACGAAGAGCGAAGGAAGGUAGAUCUUCAGUGGGAAUCUUUGUUCUCCAACUCGAUUACGCAGUGGACAAACUGGAUGGCUAACAUUGUCCAAGGAUCUGGAACAUCUAUUGUGCAACUUUUUCGUGUACAUUUUAACAUCCAACAUGGACAAAACCAGAAAGUUGCUGCACCUGUUCUUAGUCUUUUACAGAAAGAGAGGCUGAAAAGGCUACAGAAACGACUAGAAGUCCCCUUUGAUGGAUCUCAGCUGGAGCAUCAAGAUGCUCUUUGGCAGUUAUGGAGAUUGGCUUACCCUAACAGGGAGCUUCCAUCUCUUAAAUCCGAGCUUUGGGGUGACAUGGGAUGGCAAGGGACGGACCCUUCAACAGAUUUUCGGGGCGGAGGAUUCAUAUCAUUGGAGAAUCUCAUCUUUUUUGCCAAGAACUAUCCGGAAUCUUUCCAGAGUUUGUUGCACAAAAAAGAUGGAAACCGGGCUGAUUGGGAAUAUCCGUUUGCUGUUGCAGGCAUCAAUAUUUCGUUUAUGUUGGUACAGAUGUUGAAUCUGCGAUCAGGAAAGCCAUCAAGCCUGGCUGGAAUCCGUUUUCUGCAACUACUCGGUGAAGAUGAAACAGCAUUCGACAAUCUUUUUUGUGUGGCCUUUCAGAUGAUGGAUGCACAAUGGCUCAUUAAACGAGCUUCAUACUUGGAUUUCAACGAUGUUCUGAAAUCAACAAGAAAACAGUUAAAGCGUGAACUCGAACUCGAUGGUGUCGCUAGCGUGAAAGAUCUACCGGCUUUUAAUAUGCUGAGAAGCAGAGAAGGCCGGGCCCGAGAAGCCAAGAUGCUUACCACUUAGAAUUGGCUGAACACUUUUGAGCAAGAUUUAUGGGGCAGUUCUACGGUACAACCUAAAAUUUAAGGUUAAAAAUCGGUAGAAAUGAGGUGCGACAAUAAAUGAGACAAAAACAUAACAUUCUUCAUAACAUUUUAAGUUGCAACUGAAAAUAUU
Molecule: messenger RNA, 1461 nt
Organism: Hibiscus syriacus
Lineage: Eukaryota; Viridiplantae; Streptophyta; Magnoliopsida; Malvales; Malvaceae
Product: ELMO domain-containing protein A-like
Exons: 11
Coding region: 316-1308 (330 amino acids)
Source: RefSeq, a predicted model, not a curated record